Entamoeba dispar SAW760 is the source of this 540-nucleotide messenger RNA. RefSeq lists its product as uncharacterized. Bases 1 to 540 code for a protein of 179 amino acids. The transcript has a single exon. Lineage: Eukaryota; Evosea; Mastigamoebida; Endamoebidae. The record is from RefSeq and is a predicted model, not a curated record.
AUGAGUGAUAAGAAGCCUACAAAAUUGAAACAAUGUAGAAUGAUGAAUACUCAAUGUGAUGUCGAAGCUAUUCUCAUAGCGAUAUUAAAUCAAUAUGUUAAUUUAACAAUAGCUAAACCCCAAAGAAAGACAACAGUGACCAAACAAUUUAUAAAAAUAGUUAAAAUUGAUUUUUGUUCUGGAGAUGAGGUGGAAGUUCAAACGUUCAUUAGAAAAAGAGAGGAUGAAUUAAUUGCAUCUUUAACAAAACAAGGAGUCAGUCAACAAACGGCUAAAAGAAGGAUGCAAGAAGCAAAAAGAUGGGAGUUACUCCAUUUAUUAAUGGAUUUGGUAACUGAAUAUGGUUAUACAGUCUAUGCAGAAAAUGAACAAAAUUGUGGAUUCGAUGGAGGAGUUACAAUUUCCUAUCGAAACAAAUUAUUGUAUUCAAUAAGAGAUAUUAAUAGAAAAGCAUCUUCUAUUAGAGACUAUAUUAUGAAUAAAGUAAAUUCUCAGAUGGUUUCUUUAAUUACAAGAGAUGAGCUUAAAAAUUUCUUAUAA